AUUAAAAAAAAACCUCACAAGUGUCAGCUUUGUCUACAUGGUGGCUAACAGAAGCUCUCAGUCAGUCACAUGUAUGAAAAGGCGAAAACAUUUCCCAGUUGAAUAAUAUUAGCCACUCUGCCAAAGCACACACAACCCAAUCACUCAUACGUUUUGGGGUGUUGACAUUGACAGCUUUUAGACGCAUACACAGAGCAAGUUUUGAAGUCUACUCAUGAGACGAUUGUGACUUCUAUAGAUUUGACUUGGCGUGAUUUAACCUACAUUCAUGAAAUUGAGAAAAAUGUCGGGACAGAACGAUCUGUAUUUGAACAUAAUUUUUCCGCCGGCUACGAAUGUCUUGAGUUGCGUUUGGUUCUUAACUGUGUGCAAGAAAAAAAGUUGUAAUAUUAAUCACGUUAUAUGACUAGAUCGCCUAACUGUAGGCAUAUUUUCCCCCACCUUGACCAGUUUUUCUUCAAAAUUCCCCCGUCGCCACCCACUGUGCUCCUUUCCCUCCCCCUCUUGAUUGAUGAACUUCUUGAAAGGCGAUCGGGUGUCCAGGCAAUCAGGCAGGCGGCAGACUAAACAUUGCCGCCGCUGUUCUGCUUUGCUGUUCUCCCCUUUGCAGCCCACUUAACACUUACUUGAAAGACGUCCUCUGUUAUCCUCAACCCUCAACUCUCAGCUGCUUUUGGAAAGCCUAAAAAUCUAAAUGUUUUUGAGUUUUUGAUGAGGGAAAACAGCACGCAGCAACGAUGCUCUUCAUAAAAACAAGGAGUGAUAACAAGAAUGUACAGUAAGAAUUGAAUGCUGCAAUUCAAUUCAGUGCGCCGCUCUGUCUGGUGUGCAUCUUGGCCACCAGGAGGCAGUGCUCUUUAACACAGCAAUACCAACGAAGAGUGCACUUUUUUUAUUGUUACUCAAUAAGUUGCUCUCACAUUUUUUGUAGAGGAUAAAGAAUAUAUGCCAGUGGAUAUUGUUUUUGUCCCGAUUACUGCUUAUUUUUCAAAAUAUCUUUAUUUUAAAAAAAUAGAAUAAAAAAAUAAUAACCAUGGAGUCAUGGAGUGUGUGGCAUGACAGAAAAAAAAGCAAAUUCUAUAUUUAGGUCAUAAACUUAAUAUGAUAAAAAAUCAGACCGUUACGUAAUGUUGAAUAGAUUUUGGGGGUGCGGAGGGUUGUAUAAUUUUAUACAAUAUUUCAUCCUUUUGGACAGCCCGUGGUCCAGUGGUUAGCGCGUCGACCUCACAGUGCAGAGGUCGUGGGUUCAAUUCCCUGUGUGAGUUUACAUGUUCUCCCCGUGCCUGUGUGGGUUUUCUCCGGGUACUCCAGUUUCCUCCCACAUUCCGAAAACUUCAAUGGCAGGCUGAUUGAACAUUCAAAAUCCUCCCUAGGUGUGAGCGUGGAUGGUGAUUCAUCCCUGUGUGCACUGCGACUUGCUGGGAACCAGUUCAGGGUGUCCCCCGCCUACUGCCCGAUGACGGCUGGGAUACGCUCCCAUAUAAAAUAUUUACAAAGUAUAUACAAAUAUUUAUCCAACCUCGCCUACUGCUCGAAGGCAGCUGGGACAGUUAUCAGGAGAUGUGGAUGAGAAAUGACUGAUUAAUAUUUAUCCUACAAAGCGCUCGCUAAUUCCUGACAGGAUCUUUGCCUCCCUGUAGGUAAACAUUAAGAACCCUUUCAAUGCUUUCACAGACUCCUGAAGUUUAUUCUGGCACCUCAAAAUCAUAAAAGAUGUGCUUCUUAUUUGCAUAGGUCAUCUUUCACUCUCUUAAUAGGAAUAUAUACCGCGCGCAUGCAUACACACAUACAAAUAGAUGCCGUAUAUUUCUGCAUCAAUAGUGAAAGAAGGCCCUAUGUGGGAUUAUGUAAUGUGCCGUGAAGAGGUUUUCCUCGUGCCUUAUGGGUUCGGCAUCGUUUAAAGUCACUCGCCCUUCACCCCUUUCCCUGAGUCGACAUGACACACUCCAGGUGUGUGAGCGUGUGUGUGUGUGUGUAAGUGUGCACGUGCGCAUGUGUUUCCGCGCUUGCGUGUAGUGUGAGGAGGAGGAGGUGGUGGUGUGUGUUGAGGCAAAGAAUGGCAUCUUUGUACGCCUCACGGCCCUACAUUGCUGCUUUCGGAUGUUUUUGAUCAAGUAUGAAUUGAGCCAGAACAAAGGAGGACUUUUACAAGAGAGAAGUAGGCUGAAAUAUCGUUGAAAGAUUGCACAGAUCGAGUUGGGCAUUUUAGAAGAAAAUAAUUUUGUACGCAUGUCUUAUGAUACAUAUUUGUACGGUAUGCAAAAUGGAGGACUCUCUUGAAUAAAAAUGACCAUUCAAGGACAGAACAAAAACUGCUGAACCAAAAUUAACUUUAUAAAUGUUUCUAUCAUUGAGGCGCUAUAUUUGCAUAGCAUUCUAAAUCUGCCAAAAAAAACCAACAACAACAAUUAAGAGGCCUUCUCAUGUGGUCGUACAUAUUCUGUAGGGCAGUCCAAGACCCAAUGUCAGCUCGUCGUCAACAUUUCUGGAAUUUCUGGAAGUGGUGAUGAGUGAUCUUACAUCUUAAAACUACAGUCGACCCUUGCAGUUUCGCAGGCACACACAGGGUGGCGGAUUUCUCUUUUAUUUCAAUAAUUUUGAAGAUUUCUGAUUUUUGUUUAGAUUUUUUUCCCCACCAUUCAUCAUGUACAAACAACCCUUUUUUAAUUCUCUCAUUUUUUAUGAGAGAAUUGUUUGUCUGUUAUAUAUUGGGAAUAUAUAUGUGUGUGUGUGUGUGUGUGUAUAUAUAUAUACACACACACACACACUGUAUAUAUUGCCCGCCUUCCCCUGCAUCGCAUGUGCGGCGUAGGCUGAGCCGCAUAUUCACCUGAAGAAAGGCGUCGUUGUACUCCUCGACCUUAUAAAGCCGCCCUCAGACUCUUUCUGGCCUUCGAGCACACUCUUUCCGUACUCGUCCUCAAAACGUCGCUUCCCAGUAUGAGGGCCUCAGCUGUCGUUCUCAUGGUAGCGGCGUGGGCGUGCGCGUGCCACGCUCAAACCCACAACAGCGGCAGCCAGCGGCAGCAGCAGCAGCACGGCAUCUGGGACGAGCCCAUCCGCUUCAGCACCAAGAGCAAGGACGCCUGCACCAUGGUGGUGUCGGAGGCCUCCGACCACACCCGGCUGCGCGUCUCUUGCAAGGGCACCGCGCCGCCAGGCGCCGCCCGGGGCCGCGCUUAUUACUGCGACUUCCAGGGCAAGCCCAACCUGUGCCGCGCCUACAGCCUCAACCCGCGCCACUACUUCACGCAGAUCAUGUGGGAGUUGCGCAAACUGAGCCACGCCUGCCAGGGCGCCAAACUCUACCGGCCGCCCAUGUGCAAAAACCAUCCCGACGAGGUCCAGAUGAGCUUCUUGUCCGCCUGGCCCAGAGCAGUCAAGCCCGCUGCCACUCAGAAACUGCAGAAGCCUCAGACCCCCGCCAAGACCCAAGCGGGCAAAGCCGUCCCAGCCCCCGCCAGGAAGACCACCCCCAAGCCAGCCAAGACCACCGCGAGGUCCCCGACGGAGCUGCCCGAGUCCAAGGCAUCCCGCAUAGCCACGGAUUACUGCUGGAAGAGCUUCCACGGCAUCUGCAAGUACUUCAUUGGAUGGUUUAAGGACUGACGCAGACGAGUGGGGGCACUUGUCACAUGACAUCGGCAAUCACAACUGAGCAUCACUAUAGUGAGUGAGUGAUCGUCAAAAUUGGAAGGCGAAUAAAAUGAAGAGUUCUCAUUUUCA
This is a messenger RNA of Hippocampus zosterae (dwarf seahorse), 3726 nucleotides long. RefSeq names its product fibroblast growth factor-binding protein 2-like. Gene Ontology annotation, molecular function: growth factor binding. NCBI's taxonomy places the organism in Eukaryota, Metazoa, Chordata, Actinopteri, Syngnathiformes, Syngnathidae. The transcript has 2 exons. The record is from RefSeq and is a predicted model, not a curated record. Bases 2941 to 3609 code for a protein of 222 amino acids. Gene Ontology annotation, biological process: cell-cell signaling.